Molecule: messenger RNA, 349 nt
Organism: Plectropomus leopardus (leopard coralgrouper)
Lineage: Eukaryota; Metazoa; Chordata; Actinopteri; Perciformes; Serranidae
Source: RefSeq, a predicted model, not a curated record
GGCAAAGACCAUCAAGAACACGGUGUCUCUGAAUGUGGAGCUGACUGCAGAGCAGUGGAAGAAGAAGUGGGAGAAAGAGAAGGAAAAGAACAAGACGCUGAGAAACACCGUCACCUGGCUAGAGGCCGAGCUCAACCGCUGGAGGAGCGGAGAGACCGUGCCAGUGGAGGAUCAGGUUGAUAAAGACAAGGUCACAGCGGAGGUCCAGGCCCUGGACAGCGCGCUCAACAACGAUAAGGGAGCGCCCACACCGGCCCUCAGCUCCCUCCCUGGGGUCCAACUCACAGAGGCAGAGAAAGAGAAGUACGGAGUAGACAUGGCCAGGCUUUACAAGGAGAUGGAUGACAAG